AGGGAAUCGUCGUUUCCUUGGAAACGGUUAGCCGGGCGAUUAUCACGCAGUCUGUCGUCUGCUCCACUGCUGGUUGCCUCAUCGUUACACUCCUCUUUCAUUUACCACUCGAUUUAUUUAUGAAAGUUAAACAAAUUCAGAUAUGCUACAGAAAUAUAAAGUCAUCGGUAAAAAAGGGGAAGGUAGCUUCGCCGAGGUUUUAACUUGUCAAAAUACCAAAGAUGGAAAAUUAUACGCUUGUAAAAGACUUAAAAGAAAAUUUUCAUGUACGGAGGAAGUAUUGAAUCUCGCAGAAAUUCAAGCUCUUCGUCAUCUUUCACCACACUCAAAUAUCGUUCAAUUAUAUGAUGUUAUUUAUGAUAAAACAACUGGAAGACUUGCUUUGGUAUUCGAGUUGAUGGAUGUAAACAUGCACGAAUUAUUAAAAGCUCGGAAGAGACCUUUACCAGAAUUUCGUGCAAAAAAUUAUAUGUAUCAAUUAUUAAAAUCAUUAAAUCAUAUCCACAGGCAUGGAAUCUUUCAUAGAGAUAUAAAACCAGAAAAUUUAUUAAUAAAGGACAAUUUGCUGAAAUUAGCAGAUUUUGGUAGUAGUAGAAGUAUAUAUACAAAGCCACCUUAUACGGAAUAUAUUUCUACAAGAUGGUACAGGCCUCCAGAAUGUUUACUUACAAAUGGUUAUUAUAGCUUUAAGAUGGAUAUGUGGGCUGCUGGAUGUGUAUUCUUCGAAGUUCUAACAAAUACCCCGUUAUUUCCUGGGAAAAGUGAAGUCGAUCAAAUAACAAAAAUCCAUAAUGUACUUGGAACGCCCAAACCUCAUAUUAUUGCCAAAUUAUUUCAACAUACACAUAGUUUUCGACUCGAUAUUCAUUUUACUCCAACUGAAGGAAGUGGUCUUCCUAAUUUUUCACCUCAAAUAUCCUCUGAUGCUCGUCAUUUAAUUUCACUUCUUUGUACUUAUGAUCAAGAUGAAAGAAUUAACGCCAGACAGGCUUUAAAUCAUCCUUACUUUCGAAAUAUCAGAAUAGCAGAGAAAUAUCGAAAUUCCCAUCGAAGUACUUCGAUCACAGACAUGUCAGCCAGAUGGAGUAGAGAUUCCUGGAGGACGCCACAAAUUCCUCGGGCGGCAAGUCUUGAUCUAAGAAUUGACUCGGGAGUUUCUAUGUCAUAUGGAUUUAAAAAAGAUAAACGUAAACGCGAUUUUCGAUUACCUGAAUUAAAUGAAAAUUGGAUGAAUAACUCGCAAAUGUCAAAUCGAAGGCCAAAACCAUACCAUUACGGAGAAUAUACUUUGUAUUUACCGACCAUUCAACCUCAUCGAGCCGAAUGAUUGUUUUAAAAGAUUUCUUCAAAACAAGUUGAAUAAACUCGAGUCAUUUUUUUUCUUUUUUACAAAAAUUUAAUGAAAAUAAAAAUGUUGUUUCUUUGUGUGUUGUAUUUAAUAAAAUGUCUACUCGCUAAUAAUUAAAAGUAAUAUAUUUAUUAAAGUUUCGAAAUAUAUUAAGUAAUUUUGUAUUAAUUAUUCGUUAGAAACGAUUUGUGAAAGUUCGCUGAACAAUUUAUGGAGAAAAUUGUUUAUUCUAUGCAAACAAGUAGCCUACAUUUAAAACUCUAUGAGACUCUAUGGGGGACUCUAUGGGACUCUC
Molecule: messenger RNA, 1643 nt
Organism: Centruroides sculpturatus (bark scorpion)
Lineage: Eukaryota; Metazoa; Arthropoda; Arachnida; Scorpiones; Buthidae
Product: MAPK/MAK/MRK overlapping kinase-like
Exons: 14
Coding region: 143-1327 (394 amino acids)
Biological process (GO): protein phosphorylation; intracellular signal transduction
Cellular component (GO): cytoplasm; nucleus
Molecular function (GO): ATP binding; protein serine/threonine kinase activity
Source: RefSeq, a predicted model, not a curated record